AUGAUGAGAAGGGGGCUGGCUCAGGCCAUGGAGGAGGUUUGUGAGGGUGCAGCCUCAGGCAGAGAACAGGAGAAUCUUCAAAGUUUCAGAUAUUUUUCAGCUAAUUUAAACCACCCUCUAGGUGAAGCCAGCUUCCUGUCCCUCAGCACCAUGUCUUGGAUGACUCCUGUGAUGUGGUCCAUGUCCAGAAAACAGCUGGACUUCAGCUCGCUCCGUCUGUCUCCUCUGGAUGGAGCUGACGCCAACGGACAGCGGCUGCGGACCCUGUGGGAGGAGGAAGUGUGUGCCAUCGGCCCACAGAGAGCGUCUCUGACUCGAGUGCUGCUCCGUUUUCAGAGAGACAGACUUCUGCUGGUCCUCAGCAUCAACGUCCUCUUCAUGCUGUCUGUAUUUGUCGGCUCAGGCGUCCUGGUCUUUGAGAUCCUCAGCCACAUCAUCCACAUAGAAUCAGCCUCAUUCUGGGGGGGCAUGGCUCUGUGUUUUGGUCUGGUUUCUGUGGAGCUCUUCAGGGUUUGCUGUCUUACUCUGAGCUGGUCCAUCAACCUGAGAACAGGAAUCAGAAUGAAAACAGGUUUCUGCAUGCUGGGCUUCAACAAGAUCCUCUCUCUGCGGACGUACAGCAGAGUGUCUGUGCUGCAGAUGAUGAAUGCUUUAACUAGCGACAGUAACAAGGUGUUCAGUGCCGUCCUGCUGGGCCCUCUGGUGCUGCCCUUCCCCAUUCUGCUCAUCAUCUGUUCUGUGUACACCUGCUACAUCCUCAACUACACCGCUCUCAUCGGCUUCUUCAUCUUCAUCAUCUUCAUCAUUCUGCAGUUGGUGUUUGCCAGGCUCGUGAAUCACUUCCAGCAGAGAGCGGUGAUCAUCACAGGCAGCCGAGUUCGUGCUGUGAAAGAGCUCCUCAUCUACAUCAAACUCAUCAAGAUGUACGUGUGGGAGCAGGCCUUCAGCAGCAAGAUAACAGAAACUAGGACCUCAGAGAGGAAGAUGUUGGAGAAAGCCGCUUUCAUCCAGAACCUCAGUGUGACCAUCAGUCCUCUCGCUCCUAUCAUUGCUGUCAUGUGUACUUUUGUAGUUCACACCUGGCUGGGUUUACCAAUCAACGUCUGCACAGCUUAUCCUGUCCUCACAAUCUUCAACUGCAUGAGAUUUAUUCUGGCUAUGUUUCCCGUUGCCAACAAGCUCCUGGCUGAAGCUGCAGUGUCUGUGAAACGCCUCAAGAAAUUAUUGCUGAUCCAGAAUCCAGAGCAGUACGUCCUCCAGAAAACAGACGACAGGUCUGCAGCUGUCAUCAUGGAAAAGGCCACACUGUCCUGGACCAAACCUCUCCCACCCGCAGCCUCAGAGGACAGGGAUGACCUGGUGUCCAAAACAAGACACACCGAUGUGCUGCCCACCCUGAGGAACAUCUCUUUCACCCUCACAAAGGGUAGACUGCUGGGUGUGUGUGGGAAUGUUGGAAGCGGGAAAACAUCACUGAUCUGCAGUCUGUUAGAUCAGAUGCACCUACAGCAGGGAUCAGUCUCAGUGGAUGGAUCCAUAGCGUAUGUCUCCCAGCAGGCCUGGAUUUUCUACGGGACAGUGCAGGACAAUAUCCUGAUGGGGGAGCCUUUGAACUGGUCCAGGUACAACAGAGUCAUCAGCUGCUGCAGUCUGGAGAAGGACCUCAGCCUCCUGCCUCAUGGGGAUCAGACCAUGUUAGGUGAACAUGGCCUGAACCUUUCAGAAGGACAGAAACAGAGGAUCAGUCUGGCCCGAGCCAUCUACUCAAACAAAGACCUGUACCUGCUGGACGACCCGCUGUCUGCUGUUGAUGCUCACGUAGGGAAACAUGUCUUUGAGGAGUGCAUCAGGAAGCAGCUGGAGGGGAAAUCCAUCAUAUUAGUAACUCAUCAGCUCCAGUACAUGGAGUUCUGUGAUGAGGCCCUGGUUCUGAAGGAUGGGAUGGUCCUGGAAACAGGAAGUCACCAGGAUCUGAUGAAGGCAGAGGGACACUAUGCUGAGCUCAUCAACAAACACCUGAAAGAGCAGCCUCACAGAGAAGAGAAGAAAAAUGUGGAGCUGAAUAAAUACAUUAAUGGAGAAAUGAUCAAUCCAGCUUUUCACAUCUCAGCUGAGAGCACAGGCACAUCCUCAGCUUACUGCACAUCUGCUGAUCAGCUGAUGGAUCAGAAGAGCAGCAGGAAAACUUCAGUCACCUGGAGAACUUUUCAACAAUACUGCCAAGCAGCUGGAGGAUACUGUGUGAGCCUCUUCAUCCUCCUCAUCUUCAUCCUGUUGAUGACUAAUACAGCCAUGUGUUACUGGUGGCUCAGCAUCUGGCUACGGCAUGGACACGGGACGGCCAACGUUUCGUCCGCAGAUGACGGGAACCUCUCUCUGAACCCCGACCUCCCCUUCUAUCAGCUGUGGUUUGGCGUGAUGAUCGCCAUCCUGCUGACUGUCUGCAUGAUCAAAUGUUUCUGCUACAUCAAGGUCACAUUACACGCCUCCACCACGCUGCACAACAGGUUACUGAGGAAGGUCAUAGCGAGUCCCAUGAGUUUCUUUGACAUGACUCCGACCGGCAGCAUCCUCAGCUGUUUCUCCAGGUGUCAGGAAGAGAUCGACUCUUUAAUGCCUCACCAUCUCAACGUCCUGCUCUCCUUGUGUCUGAUCACACUCUGCAUCUGUGUCAUCAACUCCCUCAUCUUCCCUGUCAUGUUGCUGCCAGUGUUCAUCCUGGUGACAGUCCUGAGUUUCCUCCUCUGGAUGUUCCGGGGAAACAUCAUUCAGUUAAAGAAGAUGGAGAGCAUCAGUCACUCCCCCUGCAUCUCUCUGAGCUCCUCCAUCGCUCUGGGCCUGAGCACCAUCCAGACCUACAACAAGACGCACAACUUCACUGAGCGGUUUAAAAAGCUGUUGGACAACACUUCUAACCACAUCUUGCUGUUCCUCUAUGGGAUAAGAUGGCUCGCCUUCCUGGCGGACUCUUUGUGUGCCGUUAUGACUCUGCCGGUCGCUCUGCUCGUUGUUUUUGUCUCCAACGACGUUAGCAGCCCGGCUGUUAAAGCACUAGCUUUGUGCUUCAUCAUACAGCUGACGAGUAAUUCUCAGAGGAUGAUCCAGUCUCUGCUGGAGGUGGAGAUCAGGUUCAUCUCUGUUGAACGGCAGCUCCACUACAUUAAGAGCUGUGAGUCUGAGGCCUCUGGACAGCUCUGUGUGGAUCAGGUAUCAGAGGACUGGCCUCAGCAUGGAGCCAUCACUUUCCUGGAUUAUAAAAUGAGGUACAGGAAGAACUCACCUGUCAUUCUCAACGAUCUACAGCUUCACAUCAGAGCUGGGGAGAAGCUCGGCAUUGUGGGAAGAGCCGGGUCAGGUAAAUCUUCUCUGGCGAUGGCUCUGUUCAGGCUGGUUGAACCGACUUCAGGAAGCAUCCUGAUAGACGGAGUGGACAUAACGUCAGUCCACCUGUCUGACCUGCGCACAAAACUGUCCAUCAUCCCUCAGGACCCUGUGCUGUUCACAGGGACUGUCAGGUACAACCUAGAUCCUUACAGCAGACACAGUGAUGAGGAGAUCUGGUCAGCGCUGGAGAAGACUUACAUGAAAGACACAAUUUGUGGUUUGGACAGGAAGUUGGAGGCAGAGCUGACGGACAAUGGAGGACAGCUGUCUGUGGGACAGAGACAGCUGAUGUGUUUGAGCAGAGCGCUGCUACGGGACUCUAAGAUCGUCCUAUUAGAUGAUGCGACGGCAUCUGUUGAUGCAGAGACGGAUGCUCUGAUCCAGGUCACCAUCAGUGAGGCGUUCAAGGACUGCACUGUUCUCACCAUCACUCACCGCAUCAACAGAGUCCUACAGGCUGACCGCAUCCUCGUUCUCGACAAUGGAGAGGUGGUUGAGUUUGAUCCUCCAGACGUGCUGAGACAAAAACCAGACUCUCUUUUCUCACAUCUACUGAGUGCUGCUAACACCGGGUCAUCCUGA
Molecule: messenger RNA, 3966 nt
Organism: Cheilinus undulatus (humphead wrasse)
Lineage: Eukaryota; Metazoa; Chordata; Actinopteri; Labriformes; Labridae
Product: ATP-binding cassette sub-family C member 12-like
Exons: 30
Coding region: 1-3966 (1321 amino acids)
Biological process (GO): transmembrane transport
Cellular component (GO): membrane
Molecular function (GO): ABC-type transporter activity; ATP binding; ATP hydrolysis activity
Source: RefSeq, a predicted model, not a curated record